Ziziphus jujuba (common jujube) is the source of this 886-nucleotide messenger RNA. RefSeq lists its product as uncharacterized. Bases 113 to 769 code for a protein of 218 amino acids. The transcript has a single exon. Lineage: Eukaryota; Viridiplantae; Streptophyta; Magnoliopsida; Rosales; Rhamnaceae. Gene Ontology annotation, cellular component: plasma membrane. The record is from RefSeq and is a predicted model, not a curated record.
AAUAAUAAUAAUCUUUCCAAUUAUAUAUAUAUGCAAAACCCACCUAACAUUCUAUUUUUUCUAACAAGUAAAAAUCAAAUCUUAUUAUUAUUGUUAUUCUCAUUCUUCUACUAUGUCUAAGCACGAACAAGUAAAACCCUUAGCCCCAGCCGCAUGGCAUAUUCGCAGCGACGAAGAGCUUUCGACGGAAUCACGGCUCCGUCAGCGAAAAUACGUAAUCUGCUGCGGCUGUACGACUGCCGUUUUGCUGAUUCUGGCCGUCAUACUCAUAGUCCUCGGCUUCACCGUUUUACAUGUAAGAGAACCCAUCAUCCACAUGAACCGCAUCAUCAUCCAACGCCUAGAGCUCGACGACAAUGGAAUCCCACGCACCGACGUUAACAUCACUCUUUUAGCCGAGGUCUCGGUCAAGAAUCCCAACUACGCGUCGUUCCGAUUCAAGAACACAACCACGUUGAUUUACUACGGCGGCGCUGAGGUCGGCGAGGGUAGGAAUCCGCCUGGGAAGGCCAAAGCUAGAAGGACGAUGAGGAUGAACAUGACGGUGGAUGUAAUUCCGGCCGAAGUCGCCGCCGUUCCCGGGUUUUCGAGUGAAUAUAGUUCCGGCCGAGCGUUGACUUUCGACACGUAUACCAAAGUCGAUGGAAAAGUCAAAAUUGCUAGCGUUGUGAAGAAGAACGUGGAGGUCAAGUUGAACUGUACGGUGUCGUUUAACAUCAAAAGCGGGGAGAUUCAGAACAAGCCUUGCAUACAGAAAGUUAGCCUCUAGUUUUUUUUUUUUUUUUUUAAAUGCUAUAUAGUAAAGAGUAUAUGAAGGAAAAUCCUGAUACUAGUUCAUUUUUAUUGAAAUGUGUUUGGUUUCUAUACAAAGAGUUUUUCCAGAUAA